This is a messenger RNA of Podospora anserina S mat+, 993 nucleotides long. RefSeq lists its product as uncharacterized. Bases 1 to 993 code for a protein of 330 amino acids. The record is from RefSeq and is a predicted model, not a curated record. Gene Ontology annotation, biological process: maturation of SSU-rRNA from tricistronic rRNA transcript (SSU-rRNA, 5.8S rRNA, LSU-rRNA). Gene Ontology annotation, cellular component: nucleolus; 90S preribosome. NCBI's taxonomy places the organism in Eukaryota, Fungi, Ascomycota, Sordariomycetes, Sordariales, Podosporaceae. The transcript is spliced from 2 exons.
AUGUCAUCCGUCAAACGCAAGCAGCCGCCUGCCACUCUCCUGCAGAGGCGGGUUCGCCCCAGGUAUGAGCCGGAGCCUGAAUCAGAUGUCGAGGAGAUGAGCGAUGCGCCAAGUGAGGAGGGUGCCGGGUUUGACAGUGAAGACGAGGAGAUGAGUGAGGCUGAGAUGAGAAGCGGCAGCGAUGAGGAAAACUCCGAACUCGGCUCAGACCCCGAAGACGGCGAGGAUGAAUCGGAAGAUGACACCCCCCAACCCACCCACCAGCUCUCCUUUGGCGCCCUCGCCAAAGCCCAAGCAGCCCUAGGCGACAAGCUCAACAAGCGCAAGCGCCGCUCCAGCAGCGCCGCUUCCGAAGCGUCCAGCUCUCGGGAUAACAGCAACAACGACAACAAGUUUUCUCUUGAGAAGAAUCACAAGAAACCCCUGGAAAAGCCCUCCCGCACAAGCAAACACGCCCCUGUCGAGUUGUCGUCAAAACGCCAGGUCUCCCGCCGCCGUGACUUCCUCCUCGACCCAACAUCGACCAAACCCCAGCAUCGCGACCCCCGCUUCUUUGCGCCCUCCACCAUGUCGGCCACGUCGAAAAUAGACGAGAUCAAAGCCCGAAAAGCGUACGCUUUUUUGGAUGAGUACCGCGAGAAGGAGAUGCAGGAGCUUCGGGUGGCGAUCAAGAAGAGCAAGAACGCGGAGGAGAAGGAGAAGCUGCAGAAGGCGUUGCUGUCGAUGGAGAGCAAGAAGAAGGCGCAGGAGAGGAAGGACAAGGCGCAAAAGGUGCUGGAUGAGCACAAGAAGAAGGAGAAGGAGCUGGUGAGGCAGGGGAAGAAUCCUUUCUAUCUGAAGAGGAGCGAGCAGAAGAAGAGGGUGGUGGUGGAGACGUUCAAGGGGAUGAAGAAGGGGCAGGUGGAUAGGGCGAUUGAGAGGAGGAGGAAGAAGGUGGCGGGUAAGGAGAAGAAGUUGCUGCCUUGGGCUCGGAGGACGGUGGAGGAUCGGUGA